AUGGAAGGCUUCCGACUCGGCGCAUGGAUUGCGCGCAUCUUCCAGCUCAUCUCCGCCGCCGUCAUCAUCGGGUGCAACAAUGCACUCGGUCGCUACCCAUCCUCCACCCGCUUCUCCAUCUUCGUCGGCGCCUUGGGCAUCCUCGAUUCGCUUCUCGGCAUGGCCGCUCUGGUCUUUGCUCGCGAAGCCACCUACAUCAUGCUCGCGAUCGAUGCGCUUGCCGCCAUCUUCUACUUCGCGGGCGGUACCAACCUCGCCGUCCUCUACUCCGACUCGACCAAGCGCCAUCCCUUCGUCAAUUGCAACUCGCUGGAUCCGGACUUCCUUUGCGGACGCAGCUCUCGGGUCGAAGCGAACAUCACAUUCCACUUCAUCGGCCUCAUCGCUACCCUGGCCGCCGUGGCUCUGGUGCUCCUCCUGCGCCGCUCCUCCGGUCGCAGCUCAUACCACAAAUUCAACGUCAGCGCUAGCGACAUGCCACCCACAAGCGGCAUGAUCCUGCAACGACUUCAACAUACUCAUAACUUCACGAUUCUCCGCCAGAUCGUUGCACUCAUCUCGAGGCAGCAGAGCGACGCCUUUUGUGGACCUCGCCUUGACCAGCUAAUCAUCCCUUCUACGUUCCUUUGCGCAAGCGUAGUAAUCGCCCUAUCUUCGUGGCUCUACUGGCGCGUUGAAAAGCAGCUCGACGAAUGUGCCGCGGCUGGCUACCGCUGUGCGUCUGGUCGAUUCCCGCCGUCUCUCAUCUACUCCAUCUUCGCGGGCGCAUUCGGGAUGCUGGACUUCGCGGUCGGUGCACUGGACAUGUGGUUUGACGUGCAUGUUCUGGUGGUCGUGGCGUUUGAUGUGCUGGCUGCUUGUUUUUAUGUUGCUGGCGGGAUUAAUCUCAUAGUGCUCUACCACACCCAGGACAACAUCCGCGACACGAAAUUCGAAAUUGAUACAGGGUUUCAGUUCAUCGGAGGGAUUGUGAGUUUGCUUACGGCAUAUUUGAUCGGGAAUUGGGCGCGGAUGGAUCGAAAGAGGGCGAGACCUGCGAUGAGCAGACGCAACGUCGAGUUCGGCCUCGAGGUCUUCCAGAAGAGCCACGCGAAUCUCCCAACGAUUGUUAAGAACAGCCAUGGUAUUUUCAAGAUGGCUGGUUCGUGUAGCCAGCGCGAUGAGGGAGUCCUGUGUAGUACUGCGGAUGCCAUCGUCAGAGCUGCGAAAGACCUCGAUCGCGGUUUCCAAGAGGCUCAUUUCCGCAGCCCACGCCUGGGAAGUUGUGUUGAGGACUUGCUCGUCUUGGUCAACGAGUAUCCGCAUGUCGACGACUGCAUCGUAUGCGUGAUCGUACUGGACCAUGCAGCGCUCGGCGCGAGCAAUUGCAGCUGGAUUGACCAUGUCGAUGUUGUUUGA
Molecule: messenger RNA, 1398 nt
Organism: Zymoseptoria tritici IPO323
Lineage: Eukaryota; Fungi; Ascomycota; Dothideomycetes; Mycosphaerellales; Mycosphaerellaceae
Exons: 10
Coding region: 1-1398 (465 amino acids)
Biological process (GO): protein localization to plasma membrane; eisosome assembly
Cellular component (GO): plasma membrane; eisosome
Source: RefSeq, a predicted model, not a curated record